Molecule: messenger RNA, 618 nt
Organism: Gongylonema pulchrum
Lineage: Eukaryota; Metazoa; Nematoda; Chromadorea; Rhabditida; Gongylonematidae
Source: the annotation of a GenBank genome assembly
AUGAUCAACAGAUUAAGAUCGUGGGUGACCUGGUCCUGGACCUAUCUGUGGGCCCUGUGGUUCCUGUUGGUCAUUGCAUUGGUCUACAUACUUCGUGCUUCGAGCUAUUUCAACAAUUUGACACCGAAAUUCUACGUGGCGCUGACCGGUACGUCAAGUUUGGUCUCCGGCAUCAUACUGAUAUUCGAGUGGUGGUAUUUCAAAAACAAUUCCGGCGAUAAUGGGACGGGCAGCGAAGAUAACAGUGAUAAUGAUGAUGGGGGCACCGAGUCAAACAGUCGAACUGUGCCCGAGUGCAAAGUUUGGCGUAAUCCAACGGCUCUAUUCCGUGGUGCCGAAUAUCAGCGGUUUACAAAAGCAACAGGCAAGGAGCCGCUGACCUAUUACGACAUGAAUCUUUCAGCACAGGAUCAUCAGAAUUUUUUCACUUGCGAAGGAGAUACUGGCAAGCAAGACUAUGAAAUAAUGCAAGUGGCGUGGCGCGAGCGUGACAGUUACUCACGAAUCAAUGCGGCCUAUAAAGCCCUGGAAAUCAAUCCGGACUGCGCUCCAGCAAUGAUUCUGUUAGCGGAGGAGGAAUGCGAAACCGUGGCCGAUGUGGAAUUGAUGCUGAAGUAA